Messenger RNA from Morus notabilis, 871 nucleotides. RefSeq lists its product as uncharacterized. Bases 25 to 609 code for a protein of 194 amino acids. The transcript is spliced from 4 exons. NCBI's taxonomy places the organism in Eukaryota, Viridiplantae, Streptophyta, Magnoliopsida, Rosales, Moraceae. The record is from RefSeq and is a predicted model, not a curated record.
UACACAGCGCAACAAACAAUAGAUAUGCUGGGAAGAAGGUUCAUUUCCUUCUUCAAAAAUUCCCCCAAAUCAAAACUUUCCAGUUCAAAAAAUCCCGUGGAUGAAGAGAUAGACAAAUCAUUUGGUCGUAAAGCAGUGUCUUUCAUCUUGAUUACUGUCACCGGUGGCGUUGCCUUGAGUGCUCUUGAUGAUCUUGCUCUUUAUCAUAGCUGUAGCAGGAAGGCCUUGGAGAAAAUCGGUAACAAUCAGCAAAUUAAGGAUGCUUUAGGAGAGCCUAUUGUGAAGGGUCCAUGGUACAAUGCAUCACUUGCAGUAGCUCACAAGAGGCAAUCUGUGUCUUGCACAUUUCCCGUCUCGGGACCACAAGGCACUGGUGUCUUGCAGUUGAAGGCCGUUCGUAAUGGAGAGGACACCUGGUUUUCAUUUUUGCGGCCUCGUGACUGGGACAUCAUAAUCAUGGAUGCUCUCCUGCAUGUUCCUGGGAAUGAUGAGAAGCACCAAACUUUCCGGAUCAGUGUCUCUGACUAUUUCCCUCCGCCCCCUCAAGCUUGCACGGCAUGUACAGACUGCAGCAAGCCCCGAGAAUCAGAAAAUCCAGAAAAGAAAUGAAGCAAUGCACUCGUAAGUAUACUAGUAUUUGUUUUCUCCAAUACAGAUCAGUGGUCACAACUCACAACCGACGUUUAGAACAAGCGGGUGAUGCUCCAAGUUCCAUAUCAUCGGCAUGAAUUUUGUUUUUUUUUUUUUUUUUUUUUUUUUUUUUUUUUUUUUUUUUUCACUUUCUGAGAGCAAUAAGUUAAGAAGACCAGUUUCCCUGAUUAUUUAAGUUUGGGAAAGAUAUGUUACAUUCAGCAAUUUUAUGAUAGACAGA